Molecule: messenger RNA, 1433 nt
Organism: Rhododendron vialii
Lineage: Eukaryota; Viridiplantae; Streptophyta; Magnoliopsida; Ericales; Ericaceae
Exons: 2
Coding region: 366-1298 (310 amino acids)
Source: RefSeq, a predicted model, not a curated record
UGGUUUACAAGGCUUCCAAUCCCAACUCCCAAGCAAAAAAUGGGCUGUGUCUUGGAUUUCGUAGAAUGAGAGUGAACUUAUCAUCUCAGUUCUCUCUCUCCCCGCUUCCGUCCCUCCCUUUGCAAGCCCAAAAACCCUAGAUGUUUUUUUAUUUAUCGUUUUCUUGGUGGCAAUUGAAUCAAACCCACUUCAAUAAUGCAUUCAAGCUUCUUUCUUUGUUCUUCUUUUGUUCUGCUGUUGAACCACUUUCGGUAAUUUAGCUUGGCAAAAAUCAGCUGCAGAAGGUCGAAACCCUCUUUCAGUGUGUGCCUUUGUAGAAUCCUUCAGCCAACCAAAAUUGCAGUCGAUAGCCCCAGAGCUUAGCAAUGACCAAUGUCUGCAUCACUAGAGUCAGUUGCAUUCACCAUACGGCAGCAAAUCCACUUCCCAAGAAAAAGUUGUGUCAAAGUGGAAUGUUCAGGACUUUUUCAACCUGUGCAACACAAAUGAUUUUCCGAAGUGCCCCUCUGAUCAUCCGCCCUCCCACAGCAUUAAUAUUGGCUGCCCGUCUCACCCCGUCUGAUGCUCCACAACGCUCUGAAGAAUGGUUUGCCCUCCGUCGAGACAAGCUGACUACAAGCACCUUCAGCACUGCUCUUGGCUUCUGGAAAGGAAGUCGAAGGUAUGAACUUUGGCAUGAGAAAGUGUUUGCGUCAACUUUACCAUUUACGGAAGCUUCAAAGAGUGCAAUGCAGUGGGGUGUACUCAAUGAAGCAGUAGCUGUGGAUAAGUAUAAAAGCAUCACUGGUCGCGAUGUAGGCUCUCUAGGGUUUGCAACGCAUGCAGAGGAUCGAUUUGAUUGGAUAGGUGCCUCUCCAGAUGGUCUUCUUGGAUGUUUUCCAGGAGGUGGGAUUUUAGAAGUUAAGUGCCCAUAUAAUAAAGGGAAGCCUGAGAUGGGUUUACCUUGGUCAACUAUGCCAUUCUAUUACAUGCCUCAAGUGCAGGGUCAAAUGGAGAUAAUGGACAGAGAUUGGGUUGAUUUGUAUUGUUGGACACCAAACGGAAGCACGAUAUUUCGGGUGUGUAGAGACCGUGAUUAUUGGCGAUUGAUUCAUGGGAUUUUACGCGAGUUUUGGUGGGAAAAUGUGGUUCCUGCCCGGGAAGCUUUGCUGCUAGGGAUUGAGGAGGAAGUUGGAUCAUACAAACCGGAGUCAACACACAAACAGACCGGAUUGGCAAUUUCUGUGAGUAUAAAGUUGGCCAGUGAGUCAAAAUUAUUGUGCAGGGAGAUUGCUGGUCACAUCGAAUUUUACAGGUGAUGGGCAUUGGACUGGAAGGAUCAGUGAGCUGCACUUUGUUUUGGGUUUGUGAUCUAUUGGCUCUAAUUGUAUGUGUUUGUUCGCUACUCAGAUCACAUUUCAUAUCUAAGAUAUUCCUAAUUCCGAUUGAUUCCA